Hydatigera taeniaeformis is the source of this 1488-nucleotide messenger RNA. The record is from the annotation of a GenBank genome assembly. NCBI's taxonomy places the organism in Eukaryota, Metazoa, Platyhelminthes, Cestoda, Cyclophyllidea, Taeniidae.
AUGAAGCCUUUUAGUCGUAUUCGUCAACGAUGGAGCGAAAAACAGGGCAACAUAAGUGAAAUUUCGAUGCCUACGAGCGUGGAGAAGUUACUUCACGUGGAAUAUGAUCCUGUGACAAAAAAGUUCAAAGGAAUGCCAGAAGCAUGGCAAGAACUUAUUUCUCAGUCUAAUUUUACGGAUGAGGAGCAGAUCUGUCAUCCUGAGGAAAUUAUUAAUGCCUGUCAGACACAUGACAAAUUUAUAAAACAGCAGGAACACAAUGAGAAAUUUCUUGGCGUCAGUGGGAGCAGUUUGGAUGAUUUGGAUGAUUCGGAUCGGAAAUUAUCGGAUGGUUCAGGGAUUGAGAAUGGAAAGCUUGAGCAUAACAGCACGGGAUCAGAUUCUAGCAAUAAUCCGGAUGCUACGUCUGCUCAGACGCUGCUAGCGAAAGUGAUGAUGAAUUCGGAAAGAAAUAAACCCAAGGUGGCCGAUGGCUUAGCGCCCACCAAUCCACUUAAACCUUCUUCGUCAAUAAAGCCAUCUGUGGCACAAACUGCUGUUCCGGAAAAGGCUAAAGAUGCUCCAUUACGACGAAAAGCAAAGAAGAUGACCGAUCCAGAAUUCUACGAGGCUUUGUCCAAAAUAAUAUCCCCUGGAGAUCCCCUUGACAAAUAUUCCUUGGAGACUGUUUUGGGUUCAGGGGCGUCAGGGACAGUUCGACGUGCUCGUUGUAAAGCCACCAACGAACCAGUUGCCAUUAAAAUAAUGAACCUGUCCAAGCAGCCCAACCGCGACCUGAUUAUCUCAGAGAUCCAAGUGAUGGAGCAUACUCGCCACGAGAACAUUGUGAAUUACAUUGAAUCCUUCCUUAUGCGCAACGAAGACGAGUUGUGGGUUGUCAUGGAGUACCUGGAUGGUGGUCCCCUCACCGACGUAGUCACUGAAACUAUCAUGGAGACACCGCUCAUUGCUGCGGUUGUUAAGGAAUGCCUCAAAGCUAUUAAUUUCCUCCACGAGAAGAAUAUUAUUCAUAGGGACAUCAAAUCGGACAACAUACUGUUGGGCAAAUCGGGUCAUGUGAAGCUAACGGAUUUCGGUUUCUGCGCCCAAAUGGGCAGUCGACAAAGCAAACGUCAGACAAUGGUGGGGACACCCUACUGGAUGGCGCCUGAAGUGGUCAAUAAAUCGGUGAAAUAUGGACCCAAAAUCGAUAUUUGGUCGUUAGGAAUAAUGAUAAUUGAAAUGUUGGAUGGUGAACCACCCUACCUCAAUGAACCACCUCUCAAGGCCAUAUAUCUGAUCCAGACAAGGGAGCGUCCUGAGCCAAAGUCGACGGAGGUGAGCCCUCUCUUACGCGACUUCCUGGACAAGUGUCUCCAAGUUGAUCCGGAGAAGAGAGCAACAGCUGCGGAAUUAUUAAACCAUCCUUUCCUCUCCGAUACCAAACCACUCUCCGGCCUGUCCGCCCUCAUCAAAGCGGCGCGGGCAAAUCUCAGCAAGCCGGAUUAA